Molecule: messenger RNA, 358 nt
Organism: Elephantulus edwardii (Cape elephant shrew)
Lineage: Eukaryota; Metazoa; Chordata; Mammalia; Macroscelidea; Macroscelididae
Product: chromosome unknown open reading frame, human C1orf162
Exons: 3
Source: RefSeq, a predicted model, not a curated record
CAAAGAACCUCUUCAUCUGAUUUUGGCCUUUUUCGCUGGGGUACUACUGACACUGCUUUUAAUGGCCUUCAUCUUCCUCAUCAUAAAGAGCUGCAGAAAGUAUUGAUGGGAAAGGCUUCUAAUCUCCCAGGUUCCAUUGAUGACAUUUGUUCCUCUUCUUCCUGACCCUGUUGCAGGUCAUUCAAGUCCCCAGUCCCUGGAUCCUCACUCAGAGCAUCCAAUUAAGCUUUCAGCCAUUCCAGAGGAGUCGCUCACCUACGCUAGCAUGACUUUCGACCCUUCAGAAGCAAAGAGCAAUCACUUAAUUGAAAAGCCUUCUGCAGACUUGGACCCUGUCGUCUAUGCUCAAAUUAUGUGA